This is a messenger RNA of Linum tenue, 464 nucleotides long. The record is from the annotation of a GenBank genome assembly. NCBI's taxonomy places the organism in Eukaryota, Viridiplantae, Streptophyta, Magnoliopsida, Malpighiales, Linaceae.
CUAAACUGCGAAACCCAGAUGGAAACCAUGGAUGGGUCCAUUAUAUGAUCAUAAGCAAAGCAGUCGUAGGGCACCUCUGACUUGGCAAGCAAGCAGGCCGUCCGGCGCGAAAGGGAUCAUCUCUCUCAAGUUCCAGGGUACAUUGCUGGCUGUGGGGCUUGCCAAAGGAGAGUUGCCCUGUGACUGCGUUUCUGCUUACUUCCUAAUCCAUAAUACUUACUUCUUCUGCCUGGGUUCAUUUUCAUGACAAAAAACAUGAACAAAACUAAGGCUGAACGAAAUGCCAAGUGGGUUGAUGAUCGGAAUUUUCUUUCCCUUUAUUACAUUUCAAGCUAAUGCAAACAUGGAGGAACCCAACGAGACGGGUAGGUUUGAGACAACAAAAAAAAUACAAGAUGGAGACACCUGCUAACUGUCAUUCUUGGGUGGAAAUAUUUCACGGCCAAUUGUCAAACAUAUGAUGU